Messenger RNA from Mytilus californianus (California mussel), 1928 nucleotides. RefSeq lists its product as uncharacterized. The transcript has 2 exons. Lineage: Eukaryota; Metazoa; Mollusca; Bivalvia; Mytilida; Mytilidae. The coding region runs from base 115 to 1818 and encodes 567 amino acids. Gene Ontology annotation, molecular function: protein binding; zinc ion binding. The record is from RefSeq and is a predicted model, not a curated record.
AAAAUUUACAAAAACACAAACGGUGUAUUUAGUCACGGUGUAUAUCAUUAUAUUAACACAACUAUUCCAAAGCUAGUUUUGUUUUAUUAUAUAUGAAAUGUUUAGCAAUCAGUAAUGGCACAAUCACCCAUGAAUAGUAAAAAAAUCAUCACGUGUCCAGAACAUCAAUCGGAAAAAGCAAGAUUCUUCUGUGAAGAUGAUCAUGUGAUGAUAUGCGAUGACUGUAUCAUUGGAAGUCACUGCGGUCAUAAGAAAAUCAAACUUAAAGAUUAUCUCAGCAACAAAAGGCAACAUUUGAUACACAAUGCAAAAGAAAUUAGAGAUAACAAACUUCCUAACAUACAGGAUGCAUUGGAGAAGACACUGAAAGGAAAAACAGAUUUUAAUAAUUCUGUCGAUAAACAACUUGAGAGGGUAAAACUUAGACGAGAAAUGGUAAAGAAAGUUUUAGACGAAUUACAAGAUGAUUUGGUCCAAAAUUUUGAAUCUGCUAGAAAUGCAGCGAACGAGGAGUUUGACAAAUUUUCUUCUAAGCAGGAAUUAAGAAUAAAUUUAAUCCAAGAAACUAUACAUACUGUGGAAUCCAGAAGUUCGGACAUGUUGGAUGCAGAGGUAGUGUCCUACGAUGAAAAGCUAUCAUCAAGCCUGACAGAUGAUCCUUACUGGGACGUAGCACCGAUGAUUCAACCACCAAGACAUCAGUGCCAAGAUGAUUUAGUACAAAAAGGUAAAUUGCAGACUAUCCUUGGCUACAUGGAAUCAGGGACUUAUGCUGAAGUUGCUGAAGUUUGGCAAAGCGUGGAUGAAGAUACACAAGAGGAAAACGGAAGUAAUUCUUGUCCAGGAUCAAUUAUAGUUGAAGAUAAGAGAGAUUUUGUGGCUGUUAAAACGUUUAAACGUACUGCUAAAGUCGCCCAUAUUGUACCAAAGCAUAGUCUACAAGCAUGGCUUAUUGACAGCGAUAUCGAAGAAGUAGACUGUAGCACGGGAAUGUUAAAAACAAAAAUAAUAAAGACUAUUGAAGAGAAACCACAGUGUGCCGCCCUUAAUAAUACAAACGAGCUUAUCAUUGGGAUGUGGAAUAAGAAGUCACUCAAGCAGCUGAAAUACGGUGGAUCAUUCGGAUUCAGUUUCUUCUCUAGAAAUAGAAAUUAUACCCUUGGAAUUUAUAAGAACACUGCACCUCUUCAAGCUGUGUGUUUAUGUACCUGUAAAUCCACGUCCGUUGAUGGUGACAUUACAGUAUGCCUUGUCAAUAAACCAGCCUAUGACCAAUAUUCAGUUAAAAAUUUGAUUAUUCGACGAUAUGCAAAGGACAAAACACAGCUUCAAAGUGAUCUUGUUUUAUCGGAAGAUAAAAUUGAUAUUGAAGCGCCAUCUUAUAUUUCCGAAAACACGAAAGGGGAUUUAUGUAUAGUAAGUUGUCCGGAAGGAAAGGCUUCAUGGAUUACCAUUACGGAUGAAACUGGGAUCAUGAAAUUUAGAUAUCCAGAGGCCGAUCUGAGGGUUGUAGACCGAAUUGAUUAUGAUUUUAUAGGUGCAGGAUUUCUAUCUGACGGAACAAUUACAGUGUUAGAUAGAAUAGGUUUUAGACAACAUCUAGUCGACAAAGUAGGCGUGUUACUUCAAAUAGACACGCAUGAGAGUCAGCCUGCAUGUCUGGCUAUUGCUCCUAACGAUCAUAUCUGGAUCGGUUUUGAAGAUGGACAUGUUAAAAUAUUUACAUACAGAAAUGAAUAUUCUGAGAUUUUAUUAAGAGCUUUAAGCAUGAAGAAAACAAUUAAGAAUCAAAGAAAGGAAGAAAAUUGUGCAUGUUAACACUUUGAUCAUAACUGCAAUCUAAAAUUCUGGGAGAUGGAUAGCCUAAUUAUGUUAACCUUUCGUUAUCUAAGUUCUUCGAAGGAUGCAUAAAAAUGCACACAAAUGUG